Penicillium crustosum is the source of this 2103-nucleotide messenger RNA. RefSeq names its product DUF3405 domain-containing protein. The transcript has 7 exons. The coding region runs from base 1 to 2103 and encodes 700 amino acids. NCBI's taxonomy places the organism in Eukaryota, Fungi, Ascomycota, Eurotiomycetes, Eurotiales, Aspergillaceae. The record is from RefSeq and is a predicted model, not a curated record.
AUGCGUUUCACGGACAAAUCUCCAGUUUCUCUGCAAAAUUCGGUGAACUCGUUUCGCCGUUACACUCGAGGAUGUUAUCUGGCGCUGUUGACCUUACUAUCAUUGUUCAUCCUCGCCAGCAUUCUGCAUCAAAAGCAAAACUAUCUGCUGUGUAUCUCUUUAAGUUUACAGUCUAAUAUAAAGCCAUCCAGGUCUAUCGUUAUCCACCCAGGAGAUAUUAUCAGUAGGAGCUCGCUGGAAGUGAGGCCACAAGAUGAUCAAGCGCCAUUUGCCCAUGAGCCAGUUGGGACUGGAACAUUACGUGAUGUUCGGGAAGAGAAAUUCUAUCGUGGGGGGACAUUGACAGUGGCACACGAAAAUGACGAUAUUAAUCCCCCGAUCCCUGUCAUUUAUGAUCCUUAUCCAGAGUACAACAGUGCGCAGUGGCGCAAAGAGUUUACGGGGAGACUCCACGUUUGUGAGGGCCCGCGAGGAAAGUCUCUGAGCCGCUCGAGUGCCCAAGAUAUGAUGUCUGUUUAUCCAGGUAACCAAAAAGAUUUCCCUGCACCCAUGUUCGGGUCGUAUCAGGCAACGGGCCUCGACGGAAAUGUCUGUUCCAAUCGCUUUUCUCGAUUGGGUGCGUACGGGUACGGGAGUGAUACCACUCACCCUACCUCUGGAGUCAAUUGGAACGAGACCAACUGGGGGUCACUUCAGUCACAGUGCUUUGAGAGGAACGUUGGAAGAUAUUCCCCAAGUGAGACCAAUUCACGCCCAAUCAGGCUCACACUGCCAGUUCACCCUCGUGUUGCUGCACGCACCCUCCCUCGUGAUCAACCAACUUCUUCGCCACAUAGCUCACGGUACAAACCAAGAUCAGCCGUUAUCCUACGUGCGUGGCAUGACAUGGAAUGGACCGAGAACCUUAAACAGAAGGUCCGGUCACUUAUCACGGAGCUGUCGUUACACUCUGGUGGCGAGUAUCAGGUCUUCGUCUUGGUUCACGUCAAAGAUGAAAGCAUCCCGAUCUAUACAGAUGAUGACGAGGUUAUGAAGGAGAUUAAGGCUCGGUUUAUUCCACACGAAUUCCGGGACAUGGUUGUUCUUUUCAACGAGAAUACUUUAAAAUCAUGGUAUCCUAGAGUCGAGGAACACAGCGCAAAUUUUCAGUAUUGGCAACCGGUUCAAAUAUUUUCUCAGGUGUUCCAGGACUUUGAGUAUUACUGGCAAUUGGAAGUGGAUUCCAGAUUCACCGGCCACUCUUACCAUUUUCUCGAAAAGUCCGCGGAGUUUGCAAAACGACAACCGCGGAAAUAUCUUUGGGAGCGCAAUGCCUACUUAUACAUUCCAGGUGCACAUGGAAUUUGGCAGGACUUUAUCAAAAUGAGUGUUUGGGGGCCUAUUAGCAUCCAUCAAAUAACCCCAAUAGGCCCCAAGCCCCCGGUCGCUUUCCCAGAAGAUGAUAAGUAUGAAUGGGGUGUUGGCGAAGAAGCAGAUCUCAUCACCUUUCUCCCGAUCUUCGAUCCUACUGAUACACAAUGGCUAUUCAGGAAUCUGCUAUGGGGACUUCCAGAAGAUGUUCCACGGCGAACAUCCCCUGUGGCCAUGGGGCAUGUAUCAAGGGAAUUAUUGCACCAGAUGCAUAUCAUACAGAUCCAACGAGGAAUGGGUUUGGUUUCUGAAAUGACGCCUCCUUCGCUUGCUCUCUGGCAUGGACUUAAAGCCGUCCACGUGCCCCAACCUCUUUAUCUUGACGGUAAAUGGACAUCGAAGGAGAUCAACCGAAUCAUGAACCUAGGUGAACCUAAUAAGAUCAACGGUGGACCUGACAGCCUCUGGAACUGGGACCAUCUAUGGGAUCACAUUCUCUAUCGAUUGACAUACAUGUUUACAACACAAACUGCGGAGGAUUUAUAUCGGAGAUGGCUAGGCUACCCGAUCGAUCCUAAUCAAUACACCGAUGGCACCUAUCACCAAGAUAGCGCCGGUCGAAAUUGGUUUGAAACCGGCGACUUACGGGAGGACUUGUAUGGACCACUCUGUUUUCCAUCUAUGUUACUUCAUACUAUCAAAAACACGGGGGAGACGGAGAAGAAGGGAGAAGCCAUGGCAGUCCCUGUUUGA